Mastomys coucha (southern multimammate mouse) is the source of this 480-nucleotide messenger RNA. It is a transcript of the gene Bsph1, whose product is annotated as binder of sperm protein homolog 1. The transcript has 6 exons. Gene Ontology annotation, cellular component: cell surface. The coding region runs from base 1 to 399 and encodes 132 amino acids. The record is from RefSeq and is a predicted model, not a curated record. Gene Ontology annotation, molecular function: heparin binding. NCBI's taxonomy places the organism in Eukaryota, Metazoa, Chordata, Mammalia, Rodentia, Muridae.
AUGGGCCAGCCUUUGGAUUUUCUAUUGGUUUCAAUCUGCCUGUUUCACAGCCUUUUCAGUUUUCAAGUAGAAGAUUAUUAUGCACCAACCAUAGAGUCCGUAAUUAGAAAUCCAGAGACAGAAGAUGGUGUAUGUGUCUUUCCAUUCUGGUAUAGAAGUGAAAUAUUCUAUGACUGUGUCAAUUUCAAUCUGAAACACAAGUGGUGUUCUUUGAAUAAGACUUUUCAAGGUUACUGGAAGUACUGUGCUCUUUCAGACUAUGCUCCAUGUGCCUUUCCCUUCUGGUACAGACGUAUGAUCUACUGGGAUUGCACAGAGGACGGGGAGGUGUUUGGAAGAAGGUGGUGUUCACUCACCCCAAAUUACAACAAAGACCAUGUUUGGAAAUAUUGUAUAUAAUGCACCAUUUGUAUCUGACGGUGAAGAAGACACAGCAAGUGCCUCAUACAUUCACCCAAAAGGGGAAGAGCUGACCGCUAA